AAGAAAAAUAAACGAUAGGAAUCGGAGCGUUAUGGAACCCUUAAAUCAGGGAUUCGAUAAUUUUUAUUUUCAAGUGCUAAUGUCAAUAAUUGUUUAUAGCCGAAGAUAUUGUUGGUUUAACAAAAUGACAGCUUCACAUAGUCUCAAAAACAACCCAAAGUAGCCUUUGUUAUUGACCAACUAUUUGCGAAAGUGAGGAGUUUCAUACAAAAUAUAAAGUAACAUAUAAUGGAUGAAAAUCAUCCAUUUGAUUUUCCAAUUCAAGAAAAUAAUCUCCCGACACUUGAAAGUAUUUUAAAUGAGGAUGAUAACCUGUUUAAUUUUGAUGACUUUAAUUCUGAUAUAUGCAUUGGAAUUUCAGAGGCUAAUAGAAAAAUAGAUGAUGGGACAUACAGCUUAGCUAGUAUAACUUUGCCACUUCCAAAAUUAAAUAUUAAUGAUAUAUCAAAAAAUAAAAAAUCAAGAAUUCACGGGUCAAUUUUGCGUCAUGUAAUGUUAAAAAAAAUUUCUUCACAAAUGACAGAUGCAUGUGAUCGAAGAGAUGCUGGUCUUCCAUCAUCAAUAGCAGUUUCAAAUAUUAUUGCUGUUGGAAUGUCACAUGGACUGGUAUUAGUGUUUGAUCCAUCUGAUCAAGCUAUGAAGUAUGUGUUAGGGAGUAAUGCUGAUGGUUUGAAUUAUGGUGCUGUAACAUCACUUGGAAUUAAUGUUGAAUGCACACGCUUGUUAUGUGGAUAUGCUCGUGGUGAAAUUACAAUGUGGGAUUUAUUAACAGGAAAUUGCUUGCGUAUUAUAAAAGAUGCCCAUCCAGUUGGGUAUGCUGUUCUUCACAUACAUUUCACUGAUGACCCAACUCUUGCAUUAUUUAGUGACAGCAGUGGGUCUGUUUAUAGUCUCAGCUUUAAACGAUUGUUAAUGAGAACUGCUGAAUCCACCUGUUUCUUUUCAGGAAGUAAAGGUGAAGUAUGUAGCAUACUCCCACUGCAUAUAAAAUCAAACUUUAAAGAUCAUUUCAACAACUCUUCACUUUUGGCAAUGGCAACUUUAACUAAACUGAUUGUUGUAAAUUUGAAACCAACACCAGUUGCAAUAUACACAAAAAAGCUUACUGGACCAAGUGAAUGUUUACCUUUAUUAAUUUGGAGUUUUAUAAUUUCAGAAUUAGAAGAUGGACAAAGAAAUGUAUAUCCUGUUUUAAUGUUUGGUCGUAACCAAACAAUUAUAUCCUUCAGAGUAUUUAAAGUAGACGAAUUAACUUGCUUUGAAGAAUUAUAUAGUAUAAAAUUAAAUCAUACCCUUGUUGCUAUGUCUUGUUUAAAUUCUAAAAUUAUUGUAACCAUUGAUAAAUUUGAGUGUAUACGGACAAUUGAUAUAAAUACUCAAGAAGAGUUGGAGUGUUUAGAUAUAAGCAGUGUAAACUUAGUUUAUGGAAGCAGUUACUUUAAAUCGUUAGCAACUGGUGGUAAUGUUAGUCUGGCAUUAAAAGCAGCUAGUAGUUAUGCAUGUUACCAAUCAGUUCAAGUUUUUAACAGCCAAUUAAUUCUACUUGGAUCAAAAUCAAUUCAUUGUUUGACUAUACGCUUUUGGAGAGAUCGUUUAGAUUUUUUCAUUAAGCAAAAUGAUUAUAUCGAAGCUCUCCAGCUUGCGCACUUAUUUUUUGAAGGUAAAGGAAAGGCUGUUAUUGGUCUAACCGGUAGCAUUGAAGAUAAAAAAAAAGUUGUUGGAGAUGAAAUUAUAAGUAUUCUUCUUUUGUAUCUUGAUAUGGCAAUGACAAUAAAUUGUCCUAAAACAAGCGAUGGUAAUUCUCUUUCUAUUUAUUUUCGGAGUUUAAUACCAAUCACAAUAGAAAGCUGUUUGCUUACAGGAAAUCUUGAGAUUUUAUUUAAUGAUAUAUAUGAGCGGUUUGUUGAUGAUGAAAUAGCAAGGAACGAAUUUCUUGAAGGACUAGAACCUUAUAUAUUGGAUAACAAAUUAACUUACCUCACUGCUAUUGUUAUACGUGAUUUAAUUGAGCAUUAUGAAAAAUCUGGUAAAUUAGAAAAGCUUGAAAGGUGUCUUGUUCAUUUGGAUUUAGCUAGUGUUGAUAUUGAUUAUCUAGUAAAGUUAUGUUGGAAUUAUAAUUUAUAUGACCUUCUAAUAAAUGUUUAUAAUAAGGGUUUAAAAGAUUAUCAUACCCCGUUUGAGAAACUUAUUAAGUUAGUUCAAGAGUAUUUACAAAAUGGCAGUAAUUCUGAAAUGUAUAUCAGUUUAGGCAAUAAAAUUUUAGUUUACUUGAAUUGUUGUUUAGCAGGCAAUCAAUAUCCUAUUGGAAAAAUUGAUGACAACAUUGUCAAUGAAGUCAAAGAAAGGAUUUUCAAUUUGCUCACCAAAAAGAAAUCCGAACUAAGAUCUGAAAAUUCUGAAAUCUAUCCUUAUAUUAGAACUCUUUUGUUAUUUGAUACUCGAGAAUUUUUAAAUGUUUUGUUCAUUGCAUUUGAAGAAAAAGAGUUUGAUAGUAACAAUCUAAAUGUUGCUGCCAGUUUAUUAUCAAAGCGUCAAAAAAUUAUUGACAUUUUACUUGAGGUAAUGCUUAAUGAUAAAGUUUUCUCUCCGUUUCAAUUAGGGUGUUUAUUUACAUUUAUUGCUCGACAAAUGGCAAAACAAGAAAACUCAAUUCGUGUCAGUAAAAAGUUGUUCUCGCAGGUAUUGGAAUUUUUGACAGAUGUGCACAAUGAAAAGGAACAUGAUGAAAGAGAACAAGCAUUAAUUGAACUUUUUUCUGCAGGUGGACUUAAUCAGUAUGAUGAUGAGUAUGUAUUGGCUUUGGCUGAGUCAGCAAAAUUUUAUCGUGUUUGUGAGAUUAUCUAUAGCAAAAAGAAACAAUACCAAAACGUAUUAUUUUGUUAUUUGCGUGAUCCAGCAAGACAAAACCUAGCAUUUUUUUACAUAGAUGAGAUGCUAUCUAACGAUUCUUUUACUGAUUUUGAAAAAGAAGAAUUUUCUGUAGCAGUACUUGAUUCUAUGGACAAACUAGUGGAGAUAAACAGCAUAAAGUUUGCUCGUCUGAUUAUUGCUAAUUUUCCUUCCUCAUUCAACAAAGUAGCGACAAACCUAAACAAUCGUCCUGAAAUUCAGUAUAUGUUUCUUAAAGGGGUGUUUCAAGAUAAACCUGAUUUAUUAAAAUCAAAUAAAAAAAAUAGUAUAGAUGUUAAAUCAAGCAUUCAUGUGAAGUUUAUAUCAUUGAUGUGUCAGUAUGAACCGCAAUGUGUGUAUAGAUAUUUGCAAGGCGCAGAAAACUAUGAUCUCCAAGAAGUUUUGUCUAUUGUUCAACAAGAAAAACUAGUAAAUGCAGCAUCAUAUUUGUUAGAGCGACUUGGUGAUGUUCAUGGUGCUUUUAAGGUGCUAUGUGAUGACUUAUUCUCUAAAGUUCAAAUAUUAGACACUUGCUAUCGGGAGGAUAAUAUGGAAGAUAAGGUAAAAAAUGCACUAGUUGAUGUAGAUUUAGCUUUAAAAGAUUCUAUAAACUUAUGUGAAAGAAAUUCUGGAAAACUUGACAGUGAUCAACGUGAAAUGUUAUGGUUUCCACUAUUAGAGACAGUGAUGGCGCCUCAGCGUCAUAUUAGUAACACCAGCUCAGCUCAUUUUCUUGUGUUCAAAGAGUUAACAAAAGAUGUGUUGACUAAUAUGAUGGCUUACAUAUCGCUUCCAGCAAUUCUUCAGAAAAUUAUGAGAGAUCCUGCAUACAAUACAGGAAAAUUCGGCGAAAUAAAGGAAUUUAUUCUCGGAAUGUUGGAUACUUAUAACUAUGAAUUGACACUCCUAGAAACAACUAAUAGUUUGCUGGGUAAAGAUCUUUAUAGCCAAUAUGAACAAGAAAAAAAAAUUUUAUCUCGGGGAAUCAGGCCUUCACAAUAUAUAUGUAUACUGUGCGCACGUGAGUUAAAUAAAGACUAUUCAUCUGAUUUUAAAGCGAUCUUAUUUCGCUGUGGUCAUGCGUACCACAAUUCUUGUUUACAAGGAUCAGUUGGUUUUGAUCAGGAAUUAGUAUGUGUUCAGUGUAGUAAAGGAAGCAUUGCAAGGACAAGAAAUCACUGCCAUCCGGAAUAUCCUAAAAAAUUGCCACCAAAAAAGCCUCAAAGCAAAAUCAAAAAUGAUCAGGUUCACUUGACUCAGCAGCAAAUUGAUGCCUUGAAUAUUUUAAACAGUCAAUCAAACGAAUCUACGUUUUCUAUUUUAAAUAAAAUUAUGAACCAAUCAAAUCGCAACUUAAAUUCAAACAUGCCUUAUAAUAAGAGUUCUAUCGGUCAAUCGUUAAGAAAUACGGCAACCGUCUCUAAAAACGAUACGUUUUCGCUGAAGUUAUCGCCUCCUUUUUAAUAAGUUUUUCUAUAUCUUUUUUUAUAAUUGUUUUUAAAUUACUUUUAAUUUAUUUAAUAAAUGAAAUCUUUCUAAAAAAUUCAAAAUACGUGUCUGUAUUUAAGCUAAGUAAUUGUGAAGGGUAGAUGAAAUAACUAGGAUUAGAUGGGAGAUGGGAAAAGAGAUAAUACAAUACA
Molecule: messenger RNA, 4529 nt
Organism: Hydra vulgaris (swiftwater hydra)
Lineage: Eukaryota; Metazoa; Cnidaria; Hydrozoa; Anthoathecata; Hydridae
Product: vacuolar protein sorting-associated protein 8 homolog
Biological process (GO): endosomal vesicle fusion; protein targeting to vacuole
Cellular component (GO): late endosome; HOPS complex
Molecular function (GO): protein binding
Source: RefSeq, a predicted model, not a curated record